Messenger RNA from Schistosoma spindalis, 1805 nucleotides. Lineage: Eukaryota; Metazoa; Platyhelminthes; Trematoda; Strigeidida; Schistosomatidae. The record is from the annotation of a GenBank genome assembly.
UUUAGCGGUAGAUUUGUUGCACUGCUAGCUUUUGGGAUUUUUAUCGAGUCGUCUGUCUUCUAUCACCUGCUGACACUUAUAGAGCAACCAAUCUCCGCUACAAUGCCUAGUAUACUUUAUGGUGUUUUCUGGUUUUACUUCCUUGCGGUCACCUGGUUCUUCUGGAGUUCGGUAGUGUCGGCAUGUUUCAAAAUCCAGAUUAUCCAACACUUGUAUAUUUCUAUGUUGGAUAGACUGUUUUCCUACGCCGCCUUGGCUGUCACAGUAAAAGAUGAUAUUAAAAGAAUAAGGAGUGUCGACAGUUUUGAAAACCUUGAUACGUAUGAUGAUGAUUUGAUUGAAAGGGAUAUUCAGCUAACUGAAGGAGGUGUAAAGGUUAAAAAUAAUCUUGUUCCAGAUCAAAAAGGAUUCAGAUUACACUACCCAACCUACUUAGUUAAAUGUGGGAUAGAGGCUAUUAUAGAAGAUUCUGUCACCAAGAGAUUCACAGCUGCGGAGUUACGAGUAUGGAAUUUCUUGAGUCGCAACCAGAGUUAUGUAUAUGCCAAGAGAGAUAACCAUACCACACUAAUGAUGCUAUGGCUCGUGGGCCUCAUUGUUCGUUAUGUAAUAUUCCUGCCAUGCAGACUUGUUGUUUUCCUCUCUUCAGUUUUCUUCACAUGGAUUUUAGGCGCUGUGGCUCGGAAGCUUCCUCCUUCACGGUUUAAAAACUGGUUAUCCACUGAAGGAAUCCAGGCAGCCGUACGGCUUAAUUUGUGUUCAUUCUCCGCUGUUAUUCGUUUCCACAACAGAGAAAACCGCCCUAAAGCAAAUACAAUUUGUGUCGCCAACCAUACGACACCGUUUGAUUGGUGUAUUUUGGCCUCAGACGUUACCUACGCUGUUGUUGGGCAAAAACAUGGAGGAUUUUUUGGUUUUGCUGAACGGAUAAUCUCGUGUGCUGUGCCUGCUGUUUGGUUUGAUCGUGAGGAAAUUUUAGAUCGUCUUUCUACAGCUAAAAGGUUAAAAAAUCACGCAGCUACACCGAAUGCUGAACCUAUUCUCAUUUUUCCAGAAGGUACUUGUAUCAAUAAUACAUCAGUCAUGAAAUUCAAGAAAGGUUGUUUUGAAGUGGGCGCUGAAAUUCAUCCUGUUGCAAUCAGAUACAAUCCAUUAUUUGCUGACUGUUUUUGGAACAGCAAUCUAGAUAGUUUAUUCCAGUACAGUUUAAAAAUAAUGACAUCAUGGGCUAUCAUGGUAGAUGUUUGGUAUUUACCACCGACUCGAAAAUCAGAUCAAGAAGAUUCAAUUGCAUUUGCAAGACGUGUACAGUAUAGUAUUGCACAAUGUGGUGGUAUGAUUGGAAUGGAUUGGGAUGGUGAAUUAAAACGAAACAAACCAAAAGACACAUUGAAACAUGCACAACAAAAAUAUGUUAGUCAAUAUGUUAUACCUGCUGACUCACAAUCAUCCUCUACUUAAAAACUGUUCUAUCCUGUAUACACACCCACACACACACAUAAAAUUUUUCUACUACAACUCUGACUUUUCAUUCUCUAUUGAAUCCUACCAAAUUGUUAUUGUUUAUUUUUAAAUUAUAAUUUUACAUUUGAAUUUGUAGUGAUCUUGCAAUUUAAAUUUUCCUUAGUUUACAAACAUUCCUCUGUUUUAUAUUAUCAUUAUUAUUAUUAUCCAAAGAGAAUUUAUCCAGAGUAGUAAGAUCACGCUUUUCUAUUUUGCAACAAUUGAUUGUUCUUUUGUAAUCCUCUUACUUUUGUAUUUGUUGUUGAAGAACUGUUUCGAUUAUUAUUAUUAUUAUUAUUAUU